This is a messenger RNA of Aspergillus nidulans FGSC A4, 3009 nucleotides long. RefSeq names its product PX domain protein. Gene Ontology annotation, molecular function: phosphatidylinositol binding. NCBI's taxonomy places the organism in Eukaryota, Fungi, Ascomycota, Eurotiomycetes, Eurotiales, Aspergillaceae. Bases 1 to 3009 code for a protein of 1002 amino acids. The record is from RefSeq and is a predicted model, not a curated record. The transcript has 2 exons.
AUGGACGCUCCAAACGAUACCCUCCGAUCUCAAUCUGACCAGACUCCACAAACCGAACGACCUGCUUGCGAAGAGGGCACUAGGGGCCAUAAAGAUGGUCGAUUGAUACAAAAUAAUACUGAUGGUGCCCGAUUAAAGCAGUUGUUGGACACGGCGCUAUGCUUUCUCUCAACAUGCAGUAACGAAACGCUGCUUCUUGUACUAUUCUGCCUCAUGGGGACCACGUACAUAGUCCUUGGAAGACUUGGGCUAUUACUUAUCGGCAUGGCUCUUGGUGUCGCAUUACAUGCAUCGUGGGUGGGCAUGGAUCAAAGUAAUUCAUCGGAAAAUACCAUUAUCGGCAGGAAACAGCUCUCGUUGAGUAUAGUCCAUAAACUACUUCACUGGGAGGAAACCUAUUUUGUUAAAGCCGAUUCAAACGCUCACGGUGCUGGCGAAGAUCAUCAUAGGGCUCUGUCGGUGUCGGAUGUUGAUGUACUCCCUUUUGGGCCCAUCACGGCUAGCGCUUUACACUCAUUAAUCGAGGCGGCAAUGCGAGAUUAUGUGAAUUCUUGGUACGAGCCAAUUCUUCCUUCCGAGUCGACAUUUCCGAAUGCUUGCCAGGCGGUUUUGACAAAUUUCAUCACCUCCAUUGCCUCACAUCUCUCUCGUAAACGAGCUGCAGAUACUGUCUUAGAGUUUCUCACCAAUUCAUCUUCUAUUAUCAUUGUAUUCCUGAAUGAGCUCUCUGCCGCUUUUCAGGCGGCUGGUCCUAACGUCACUGCAGAGCACGCCGUGCUACAAUACAUGGAAUCGAAUCCUGAGAGCAGUCUCUCGAGUCUUCUGGCGCAUCAGCAACAGCGCCAAAAGCUUCAAACCAUCUCGGAUGAUCUUCUCUCCCGGUACCUGGAUUCAAAUGCAUACAACUGUAUUCCGGUCCGGAACUUCCUUCGUGAAAUUUUGACAGGGAUUGCCUUCGAGUCAACAAUUACUAGUCUUUCGCGGCCUGAAUUUAUAAACGGCUGGAUCAUUUACUUAUUUAGCGAGGGUGAAUCCGAGAUCAUGAGUGCAAUCGAUGCUGGCUUGGAGGGAGCUCGCAGCCAUGGCGUAGCAGCGGCUAAAGAUUCGGAAGAGACAUCACGACCUGCUUCGAUCUCUCAAAAUGGAAGCGUGGCGGAAGGCAGUGUUUCCGCCUAUCAUGCUCCAAAUGUCCCCGGUCAGGUGUUUGAUAAGGCGGACAAAGCCACACGAGAAGCCAUGUUGGAAGCCAAACGCCUGAGCGACAUGAUUGCAGCGCAAAAUUUACCAAAGUAUAUUGAGGAGACAACGCAAAGCGAGAUACGCGGAGAACAUGGUACCCGAGAUAACAAUAUCAUAAUUGCCAACGCAGGCGUGGAAUGUUCUGCAGAAGAACAGCAGAGUAAUGCAGCGAUCGAAUCUUACCCUUCUGAGUCGGCUCAAGACGUACAGCAAGUUCAACCCAGCGAACUGGGCGAUUUGGUCACCCUGCCGUCAUUACCACCUAUGGAGACUUCCACGGGUUCGUCUUUAGGCAGUAAUGUUACCACCUCAGCGCCCAGUCUUUUUCGUGCGUCUGUCACGGUGGAUGAUGGCUGCGAUUCCAGAGACAUGUCUGCAUUGCGAACGAAACCUACAUCAAACUACCUGAUUCAGGUCGAGUUGCACUCCGGACAUUCCAGUGGUUGGAUGGUAUUUAAGAAAUAUGCGGACUUCGAAUCCAUUCAUGAAACAUUAGUAACGAUAGCAAGAUUGAAUCAACUGCACUUUGGAGAUUCCUAUCCGCACGUUCCACCUUGGAAAGGACGAACACAUCAAGCUCUAGCACGGGAUCUAGAACGAUAUCUUCAAGAAGCCCUUCAGCUGGAACCCCUUGCCGAGAGUGUGACGAUGAAACGAUUUCUCGAAAAAGAUCGCGGCCUGGGGAUCGAGGCCGCGGACUUAUCAGAAAAACCUGGCUUUGUUUUCCCUGGUCAAGCUACGUUUGAAAAUGUUGGUAAGGGAGUUCUGGGCGUGUUAACGAAUGGCCCCCGGGGAGUUUCGGGAGGCAGCAAAGCCGUCCUUGACAGCGUUUCCGGUGUAUUUGGAGGAGGUCUCGGCAAAAAGUCACCAGUUGCCCUCCGUGCGGAUAAUGACAAAGUAGCCCGCAAGGACCCUCUUAAGCAUGGACCAGCUCUGAGAAAAGGUGACCCAAAAGAGGAGGAUUUGAAGCCCAGUACAGAUACGAGGGGCGGUGCAUCACUAUCCCAAACGCUGAAGGUAUGCGAUUCAGAUGACUUUGCCACGUCCGGUGAGAGCGCGUUUCCUACUGAAUCAUCUACUCCUGUGCCGACUCCCGAGUCUGGGGGUAACCCUAUCAACAAAGCUGGCGAUCAGCCCUGGUCCGUUUCUGCUUCGAUAGAUCGAGUUAAUCAGAAAGUUGAUUCACCCAGUCUCUUAGAAGAAAAGCAAAACAAUGAUAUCGCUCUCAUGGAAAGCAGAAACUCUACGGAAACACCGGCUGGGCGGCAAAGCAACCCUAUUACGGGAGACGAGACGCGAGUGGCUGUGGAGCUUAUAUUUGCUGUUAUCAAUGAAUUAUAUUCAUUGUCUUCGGCUUGGAAUAUACGCCGGACUCUGUUAAAUGCCGCAAAGUCAUAUAUCCUUCGACCAGCAAAUCCGAGCCUAGAGACUAUUCGUCGUCUCCUGCAGGACUCCAUGAUUGACCGUCAUACAACUGAUGAGGCCAUUGGAACGUAUCUGGCUAAACUCCAAGAGAACGCUCUGCCAACUGCGGAGGAGCUCAACUCUUGGCCACCUGCCAUGUCUGAUGCAGAAAAGGAGCGUCAGCGGGAGGCUGCUCGACGAAUCCUAAUCCAAAAAGGACUUCCAAAAGCCAUAACAGGUGUUAUGGGAGCAGUAGCUAGUCGAGAAGCUCUAAGUAAGGUUUUUGACAGUCUCCAGAUUAAUAUUGUUGCAAGAGGACUUGUUUUCUCUAUCUUUUUGCAGGCAAUGAGGGCUAUAGUCUUUUAA